Laccaria bicolor S238N-H82 is the source of this 1305-nucleotide messenger RNA. RefSeq lists its product as uncharacterized. The transcript has 13 exons. Bases 1 to 1305 code for a protein of 434 amino acids. The record is from RefSeq and is a predicted model, not a curated record. Lineage: Eukaryota; Fungi; Basidiomycota; Agaricomycetes; Agaricales; Hydnangiaceae.
AUGCCUAACGUCGACGAGGGCUGCAUGAUUUUCGUUCACGUUCAACAGGCUACCCAACGUCCCAUCUGUAACCGUCUCCACACAUACACCGGCAAGUACAUCUGCACAAAUAUCUGCGACAUCAUGAUAUCGGACACACAGAAACUGGGUUCGACUCCCAGGCGAAGAUUGAGGCAUUAUAUACUGUAUCUCUCUUUUUCUCUCGUCGUCAAUUACAGCACCACCACCAUCGUUUCAAUCGUGCACGCCAAUACCCAACUAAUUGACAAUCACAACCCGCCUACCCACCCACCUCUCCUUGAAGCCCACAUAACCUCCCCAUACCCAACCCUCCGUUCGUAUACCGGAAAUAGAAAUAGCAAGUACGUGCACAAAGACUGGACAUGUAACCCUCCGCUCGCUGAAUGGUUCGCGCGAAAAGACUGGGUUCGAUUCCCAGACAGAGGUGUCAAAGCUCGAACCAAUUUUUACAAUCGCGCAUCCGAGUCACGGUCACAGCUCCCUCGAUUUGUACCUGCAAUUGACGAUUACAAAACACCCGCCUACCCACCCACCUCCCAUUCAAGACCGCAUAACCCUUACACAACAAACCCUCCGUUCGUAUACCGGCAGUACGUGUGCUACCAUUCCCAGACGGGUAUGAGACUUGAUGGAUGUCCCCUCGAUUUGUACUCGCAAUUGGCAACACAAAACACGCACCCAUCUACCUCCCAUUCAACGCCCCAUAAACCCUUACACAUCCAAUCCUCCACUCGAUGGAUGGGUACACGCAAAGACUGGGUUCGAUUCCCAGACGGAGAAGAGGCGCUAAACAUAUUCGACCCAAUUUUACAGCUUCCCGAUCAAUUGGUGAUCGCAAAACAUGCACCCAUCUACCUCGUUCCCCUUCAAGUUCCGCGUUUGACUGAUGUACUACGUGUGCCUACUAUAGGCCUACUAUCUGUGUCUGCAUUAAAAGAAGUACGCGCAAAGACUGGGUUCGAUUCCCAGACGGACACUCGUAAAUGGCAUGUCGACCAAUUUUUACAUCCAAGUCGCGCGUCACAGCUUCCUGCUUGCGGAGAAUCCGCCAUCGCUGAUGCAACCCACCAAUCGUGCACACCAGUGCUUGCGGCCAAUUGGCAAUCGCAAAGCACACUCCCAUUCAAGGCCUACAUACACCCUCCUACAUCCAACUCUCCAUUCGUAUACGGGCAGUACGUGCGCUUACUAUUUAUUAUUCACGGCAUUGAGGAUGGUAUCAUGGUACACUCAAAGACGGGGUUCAACUCCCAGACGGAGCUCUGUUGCAUCUGGAGUGGGUGA